Molecule: messenger RNA, 2100 nt
Organism: Danio aesculapii
Lineage: Eukaryota; Metazoa; Chordata; Actinopteri; Cypriniformes; Danionidae
Gene: pkn1b
Product: protein kinase N1b
Exons: 15
Coding region: 91-2100 (669 amino acids)
Biological process (GO): intracellular signal transduction; peptidyl-serine phosphorylation
Molecular function (GO): protein serine/threonine kinase activity; ATP binding; small GTPase binding
Source: RefSeq, a predicted model, not a curated record
CUCUUCAGUCUUCAUGCUGCUCUGGACUCUGACAGCAGACAGCCGUGUGUGUGCACAUGCGUAUGUGUGUGUGUAUGAGCAGUGGAGGUGAUGGACAGUGAAGGAGAUCCAGCAGACGCUUCACUAAAUGAAGACUUGAUUUCCUCCAGUCCAGCGGAGGCCGAACUCCUGGAUUCAGAUUCAGGUUUGUCUGUUCUGGAGCAGAUGGGACUGGACCAGAACUCUGAUUUCUCCGACUCCAGCGUGCAGCAGCGGCUGGACGAGAAGCGCGAGUGGAUCCGCAGGGAGAUCCGCAAGGAGUUGAAGAUUAAAGAGGGCGCGGAUAAACUGCGGCGGGCCACUACUGACAAACGCAAUGCCCAGCAGGUGGAGAGCCAGUUACGCAGCUCCAGCCGAAAGCUGGACUCGCUCCAUGCUCAGCUGCAGGAGCUGGACGCAUAUAUCAUGGUCAAGGGUCACGACGACAGCAAAGAUGACCUCCAGUCUGUUGGGACGCCGGGACGCUCCUCAGCCAAUCAGGACAGGAUUAAGGCUCUGGAGCGACAGCUCAACAUCGAACUGAAGGUCAAACAGGGGGCAGAGAACAUGAUCCCCAUCUACGCCAAUGGAGUUACCAAGGAUAAGAAGCUGCUUCAGUCGGCUCAGCAGAUGCUGCAGGACAGUAAAACGAAGAUCGACAUCAUCCGAAUGCAGAUCCGUAAAGCCAUGCAGGCCACCGAACAGAGCGACGACACUCAGGGUAAGCCGGAUCUGUGCGGCGUGGAGCUGCGCAUCGAGGAGCUCUGGCAUCAUUACCGUGUUGAACACGCCAUGGCUGAAGGCGCCAAAAACAUGCUGAGGCUUCUGGGAACUGGAAAAGCACAGGACAAGAAAGCCAUCGCUGAGGCUCAGAGUCGUCUCAGUGAAGCGUCCCAGAGGCUGGAUCUCCUGCGGGUGUCCUUAGAGCAGCGUUUGGUAAAUCUGCCCGAGGAUCAUCCCAAAGCGUGUCUGAUUAAAGAGGAGCUGGUGCGAGCGUCCUCCUCCGCCUUCAGCUCCAGUCACAGCGCCCCCUAUGUCCACAAUCAGUACAGCACCCUCAGCAGACCCUCCCCGCUCACCGGUACACUGCAGGUGCGUCUGCUGGGCUGUGUGGGUUUACUGGAGAUGGUCCCGGGCCGCAGUCGAGCGUCUCCGGUGGUUUUACCUCACUUCAGUCCUGGAGACGGACGAGCCUUCAAGCUGACCCUGAGCAGCAGAAGCAGCAGCUUCAGCCUGAAGAUGCCCAGCAAGAGCGAAGAGUCCUCGGAGGUGAGCGCUGUGCUGAAGCUGGAGAACUGUGUUGUGGGUCAGACGUGUUGGAAGAGUGUUGGUGAACAGUCGUGGGAUCAGACCUUCACUCUGGAGCUGGAGAGAUCUAGAGAGAUGGAGAUAGCGCUGUACUGGAGGGAUUAUCGCUCUCUCUGUGCGCUGAAGUAUCUGAAACUGGAGGAUUUUCUGGACAAUCAGAGACACAGAGUUCAGCUGGAGCUGGAGCCGCAGGGUCUGCUGCUGGCCGAGGUGAUGUUCUUCAAUCCUGUGAUCGAGCGAGGGCCGCGUUUACAGCGCCAGAGGAAGGUGUUUUCUAAACAACAGGGUAAAGCAUUCCUGCGUGCUAAACAGAUGAAUGUGGACAUGGCGACUUGGGUCCGUCUGCUGAAGAACGCCAUUACCAUCCCUACACACAACUACACACAGCACAGCCACACACACCACAGCAGCAGUGAGAUCUCCAUCCAGAAGAUCCAGCUUGAUGGAGAAUCUCCUCCAUCUGUGACGAGGAGAAACACACACACAUCAGCCACGGUGGACUUCGGCCGGGCGGCUGAACCCGUCUCUCCUCCUGGUCCUGCGCCUCCGGAGAGGGUCGUCAGGAGCGUUUCCCAUCAUUCCCAGCGCAGGUCAUCCAAAAGCGCUCUGUGUCUUCAGGACUUCCGAAUGAUCGCAGUGUUGGGACGGGGACAUUUUGGCAAGGUACUUCUGUCAGAAUACAGACGCUCAGGAAAGCUGUACGCCAUCAAAGCACUGAAGAAAGGAGACAUCGUGGCACGGGAUGAGGUGGAGAGGUGCGUGUACAGUUCAUGA